GUUAUCAUUUCCCAGAGUGGGCCUACAAGACAGAGUCCAGCCCUGGCUCCAGGCAGAUCCAGCUGUGGCAUUUCAUCCUGGAGCUGCUGCAGAAGGAGGAGUUCCGUCACGUCAUCGCCUGGCAGCAGGGGGAAUAUGGAGAGUUUGUCAUCAAAGACCCCGACGAGGUGGCCAGGCUGUGGGGCAGGAGGAAAUGCAAACCCCAAAUGAACUAUGACAAGCUCAGCCGGGCACUCAG
Merops nubicus (carmine bee-eater) is the source of this 238-nucleotide messenger RNA. Its product is annotated as ETS translocation variant 3-like protein. The annotation marks the transcript as partial. The transcript has a single exon. The record is from RefSeq and is a predicted model, not a curated record. NCBI's taxonomy places the organism in Eukaryota, Metazoa, Chordata, Aves, Coraciiformes, Meropidae. Gene Ontology annotation, biological process: regulation of transcription by RNA polymerase II; cell differentiation. Gene Ontology annotation, molecular function: DNA-binding transcription factor activity, RNA polymerase II-specific; sequence-specific DNA binding. Gene Ontology annotation, cellular component: nucleus.